This is a messenger RNA of Drosophila sulfurigaster albostrigata, 894 nucleotides long. RefSeq lists its product as uncharacterized. Lineage: Eukaryota; Metazoa; Arthropoda; Insecta; Diptera; Drosophilidae. The transcript has a single exon. Bases 1 to 894 code for a protein of 297 amino acids. The record is from RefSeq and is a predicted model, not a curated record.
AUGAGUUCCUCACAAAAGACGUGGUUCCUUGGCCUAUUUUGUUUAUUUCUGCUCUGCAGUGGUGACUCGGCCAAAAUCAAACUCCCAGAUGAAACCAAUGUUGUAGUGCAGACAAAGGAUCAUCAAAAUCCUGUGAAUUACAUUUCAACACAACCUCUCAGCGUCUCCACAUACCCUGAGCAAUACCGAGUUAGUAUGUCGUCAGCCGAAUCAAACUAUACGGGAAUUCGCAGUGUCUUUCAAUGGACAAUCGGCGAUAUCUCAAGCAUUGAAGGCAUUCACAAUGCGCUGGAUUUUACUGUCAGUGAUACGGACACAUUGCAAACUCUAAAUGGUCACAUUGGUAUUUAUAGCAUCGAUUCACAAACUGGAAUCCAUUUGUCAUUCGAUGCAGUUGACAGUUCUAGUCCUGGACCCAACUUUAUUUGCUCAGACACGUUUACAUUAAUCAACGGAAAGCAAACGUGUUACAAUUUGAACUACAUUUUGACAUCGAAUGCGAUUUACUAUCUCGAUGUGGAAAUUAAUAAUAAGACUCUACGUGGAUAUAUCUCAGAGCCCCAAAGGAAUCGCACAACUAUCGAUGACACAACGGUGGAACGUUCAUUGAUUGGCGAAAUGAAUUGGAGAAACGAACUAAAGGAUUUGCGUCCUCUUAGCUAUUGGUGUGCACUUUCUUAUGGCUAUUCGUGCAAGAAUUUGAGUGACAUCAGUACUUUUAACUAUGCUCCAGUAUCGUACACAAAUUCGAGCAGAACUCUGACAUCUUUCGCUAGUAGCACUAUUACAACCACGACUACAUGCGGACCACAGAAUGUUAUAGCAUUGACAUCUUGGUCAAAAGAUGCUGCUAUCUAUAUCUCAAGACCUCCAGCACAAAUCGAUGAAAGCUGA